Messenger RNA from Triticum urartu, 702 nucleotides. The record is from RefSeq and is a predicted model, not a curated record. NCBI's taxonomy places the organism in Eukaryota, Viridiplantae, Streptophyta, Magnoliopsida, Poales, Poaceae.
AUGCAGGAAUAUGGUGACAUGUCCCAUAGUAUCCUACAGGAUUUGAAAGAAUGUUUGAUAGCAUUAGAAAAAAUAAAGGAAUUCUACAAAAAGGCAGAUGGACCGCGUGAUGAAGCGUCCGAGCGAGCGGUGGUGAUCUUCACUUUGAGCUCCUGCUGCAUGUGCCAUACCGUGGCGUGGCUCUUUUGCGACCUGGGUGUCAAUGCACUGGUGCAUGAGCUCGACCAAGACCCCAGGGGAAAGGAGAUGGAGAGAGCUCUCCUCAAGAUGCUCGAGAAAGGCCCGUCUGUUCCAGUGGUGUUCAUCGGCGGGAAGCUUGUCGGCGGGACAAACAGGGUCAUGUCCAUGCAUCUUAGCGGCGAGCUCGUCCCAAUGCUGAGGAAUGCAGGUGCCCUCUGGCUAUAGAGGAAUGCAGGUGCCACCUGAGAAAUAAAAUUUUGUCAAAGAGUGUCAAGUAUAUGCAUUUUCUUAGAAUAACCUAACUAAUGGCCUGGUUAGCGUCGACCGAACUGGUUUUUUCAAUCCUGUUCCGACAAUAGCAAGGCUUAUAGCUCGCUAGGAGCGAGUUUUACGUACGAGCGACGUUCGUGUCGUAAUCCCAGCGCUAUUUGUGCAGGUGUACAAUCUUUUCUCAAAGAACCUGCACAACCUUUUCUCAAAGAGGUAGUUGAUAAAUAAAUGUAUAAACAAUUCAUUAUCAAA